Messenger RNA from Coregonus clupeaformis (lake whitefish), 1856 nucleotides. Its product is annotated as ectonucleoside triphosphate diphosphohydrolase 5. Gene Ontology annotation, biological process: nucleoside diphosphate catabolic process. The record is from RefSeq and is a predicted model, not a curated record. Lineage: Eukaryota; Metazoa; Chordata; Actinopteri; Salmoniformes; Salmonidae. Gene Ontology annotation, cellular component: membrane. Gene Ontology annotation, molecular function: UDP phosphatase activity; GDP phosphatase activity. The transcript has 13 exons. The coding region runs from base 57 to 1379 and encodes 440 amino acids.
UUGGCUUCGUACCCAUCAGAGGGACACUCAUAUCCUGCUCCUUCGCCAGAGUGAAGAUGUCUCUCCAGGCUCCUCUCCUACCUGCAGUGGUCCUGUCUCUGGUUCUGGUUGUGUUGGCUCUGACAGGGCUGUCCCAUGCCCAGCCCCAGCCCAAGGCUUCUGUCCUGGAUUUCUCAGCCAGCCUGGGUAACCUCCUCCCCAGCCUCAGCCGUCCAGCCAACUCCAGCCGGAUCUUCUACGGGGUAAUGUUUGACGCUGGCAGCACUGGGACACGCAUCCACGUCUAUACCUUCAUACAGAAAGACCCUGAGGAGUUACCAGUGUUGGAUAAUGAGAUGUUCCAUUCCAUCAAGCCUGGUCUGUCAGCAUACGCAGACAUGCCUGAAAUGGGUGGGUACACAGUGAGGCAGCUUCUGAAGGUGGCUAAGAAGACCGUCCCUCGGCUGGAUUGGAAGAGAACCCCACUGGUCCUGAAAGCUACAGCAGGGCUCAGGCUGCUGCCCCCAGAGAAAGCCCAGGGUCUACUGGAACAGGUGCAGGACGUGUUUGAUGAAUCUCCCUUCUUCGUCCCAGAUGACAGCGUCAGCAUAAUGGAUGGUACAAAUGAAGGAAUUUUGGCGUGGGUUACUGUGAACUUUUUGACAGGUCACCUGUAUGCUGAGACCAGGAAGACAGUGGGGAUUCUGGAUCUGGGGGGAGGAUCAACUCAAAUCACUUUUCUACCCAAAUGCAAGAAAACCAUUGAAAGUUCUCCUGCUGACUACAUUGCCAGACUUGACAUGUUCAACUCUACAUAUGAACUGUACACUCACAGCUACCUGGGUAAUGGACUGAUGGCAGCCAGACUGGCAGCCCUAGGAGCACUGGGGGCAGAAGGGUUGGAGUGGAGAGUGUUCAAAAGCUCCUGUCUGCCCAAGAAGUUCAGAGAGGAGUGGAGCUUUGGAGGACUCACCUACACAGUCAGCGGGAUACCUGAUGGUUAUGCGGGAUACAAGCUGUGUUACCAGGAGGUGUUGAAGGUGGUAAAGGGAAUGGUUCACCAUCCCUAUGAGUUGAAAGACACCAGUGUGUUCUAUGCUUUCUCGUACUACUUUGACCGAGCCGUGGAUGCAGGCCUUAUUGACGGGACCCAAGGAGGAAUGCUGGAGGUCAGGGACUUCAAGAAGGGAGCUAAAGAGGUGUGUAACAAGAUGUCUAAGUACCGUCCCGUCAGCCCCUUCCUGUGUAUGGACAUGACCUACAUCACCUGUCUGCUCAAAGAUGGCUUCGGCUUCAAGGAGAACACUGUACUGCAGCUGACUAAGAAGGUGAACAACGUGGAGACAAGCUGGGCUUUAGGUGCCACGUUCAACCACUUCCAGAACCUAAAGAUCCACUGAGAGACAAAGAGCCACAGGGUUGGGUGGGAUCACUGGUUUACAUGGUGCUCAACAAGAAAUGGACUGAUAAGCCUUUGUGUCUUGUUGCGAAUUGUAAUGUCUUAAAGAUAUGCCAAACUUGUAUCUUUGCCUUAUGUUCAACUUGCAAGAUUUCACAUUUGAGAUGGAAUUACAAUUGUUAACUAUUUUGUUACCCAACACGUAUAUGGCUGGUACCAUAGUUCAGUAGGUCUGUUGUUUUCAUGUUGUGACUGGCUGCUAUAUUGUAGGCUUGUAUUAUGUACUUCUCUAUUAAAGCACUGGGGGCUGAAACUCCACAUAGUUGUGUUACUGCAAAUACUGUAUAAAUCUGGAUAUUUUGACCGUCUGAUAUCAGUUGGGUCUGAUCUGUCUUUUCAUAAAAAAAAUUGAAGCUGGUACAGUGGGGAAAAAAGUAUUUAGUCAGCCACCAAUUGUGCAAGUUCUCCCACUUAAAAA